This is a messenger RNA of Diabrotica virgifera virgifera (western corn rootworm), 19460 nucleotides long. RefSeq lists its product as uncharacterized. The coding region runs from base 2786 to 5686 and encodes 966 amino acids. Gene Ontology annotation, biological process: regulation of transcription by RNA polymerase II. The transcript has 13 exons. The record is from RefSeq and is a predicted model, not a curated record. Gene Ontology annotation, molecular function: zinc ion binding; RNA polymerase II transcription regulatory region sequence-specific DNA binding; DNA-binding transcription factor activity, RNA polymerase II-specific. Gene Ontology annotation, cellular component: nucleus. Lineage: Eukaryota; Metazoa; Arthropoda; Insecta; Coleoptera; Chrysomelidae.
GUAAAGCUCCAGGGGAGAAUGAAAUUGCACCAGAAAUGAUCAAAUACUUAGGAGAGAAAGGGAAAGACUGACUGUGGACAAUAUGCAAAGAUGCAUGGAAGGAGAAAAGGAUCCCACAAGAUUGGGAAAACAAUUUAAUACUACCAAUAUAUAAGAAGGGCGAGGAAACUCUUUGUCACUGACAUGCGGAAACAAUUAAAAAAUUUAUUUUUAUUAAUUUCUUAAAUUUCCAAAAUGUAUAUGAUAUAAACCUACUUCUUCUCUUCUUCCAUUGAUUGCAUACACCCAAUGAAGGCGAUUACGUCUCUGUUUUUUUUACGGCGAUCAAUUAACCAUAAAGCCAAAAUUUUUGCCCGAUUUAUUCUACGCCCUGUGCUCUCUACGAAAAUAAGAUGAAUACUGUCGUAAAGUGUGAAAGUCCGAUGAGCACGACUGUCGUGACGACCAAAGUCGUAAAGUAUGAAAUAGGCCUUAGGCUCAAAACUUCUUGCCAUCAUAUUAUUCCAACAUUUUUCAAAGUCAUCUCUCUCUUUUUGUUAAUAACAUCUUUAAAUUCGCUAAUUUUUUUACACAGAAACCAAUCUCGUUUAUCUUGCAUUGCAAAGUUAAAAAACUCCAAAAAUCCUCUCGAGCUAUUUAUGGUUUCUGUAUCCCAGUUUUCACAUUUUCACCAUUCUCCAAAACACUAAUACAUAUAUUCAUAUAAAUAUUUUAGUAUUUAUAAUAUAAAUAAUUAUAUUCUUCUUUUUCUUCUUUUGCCCUUUAAUUCGUCCAAUUCUGAACAUAGGCUUCCCCCAGUUUCCUCCAUUCGCUUCUGUUUAGUGCUUUCUGUUUCCAGUGCGUUCCUCCUAUCUUUUUAAUGUGGGACUCCGGAUUUCUCCUACCCACCUGGGGUCCAUUUCCGCUUUGUUGUAAGUUCGACAUUGCUAGUUUAAAGGAAAAUAGCCAUAAAACACCACGCUGGCCAGGCGGGUUGGUGAGUUGUAGGGAUCACAUUUCCUUGACUCCCUGUAACUGUUGUAUGGUUAUCCCGCUCAUACUCGGUCGCCAGAGCCUCGUCUGUUAUGUAGCAGGAGGCACCAGGUAAUUUUAGACUACCACUCGUGCAGGUGAGGUUGACUUUUGGAUCGAUUGAUGUAUUGUUGUUAAGUCCGAUCCCUUACCUCCCCGUAUUAAUAAUUCUAUUAUAUUUAUUUAUAUAAAUAAUUAAAUAAAAUCAAUCUUCAUAAUUCCACAAAAUCAGUCGACGAAGCCCGUCAUUGUCAAAUGCUGGUAAAUCCCAUUUAAAUUCACGAAAACAGCUCAUUGUAUGCAGUUGACAAAAUUGCUUAUAAGCGAAGAUAUGCCCGAAAUUUGAACUCGUCACUCUGCGUGUAACCCCGGUGAUUUUUACAUAGGCUGAGGAGAAGCAAAUUUGAAAUCAGAUUAUCUGCCGAUAUGACUCCGAAUAGCAACGUAGAAAUACGAUCAUGGCCUAUGGGUCCGCGUACGGAACGAAAGCUAAUAGAAAUGCAGCAUGCAGCGCUGCUUUUAGAGUAUUUCAUUGCUUUGUUAUUUACUGUAUGACAAAAAUAGAGUAAAAUACGUUUGUCUUUUCUUAUUACUUACUGCUUGUAUUACAUAAUUAAAUAUUCUCAUAUGCAACUUAAAAUCCUGCUUCUGCUUAUGUGUUUGUUCAAUUUUUUUUUUAAAUAAUCUCAGUUACCUACUCAGUUGGUACGGUAUUACCUAGGGAAAUUAAGGGAAGCAAUUCUUCCCUUGCUUCCAUGGACCGCACGCCCCUGAAUAUAUUAAUUUGUUAUUUAUAGUAUCAUGAUUCUUACUUUUAUACCGAGAGAAAGGCUGUGGCUCUUAAAGAUGGCCCCCGCCUUCAUCCGGUUGAAGGUGGAUCUAGAUUUUCCGAUGUCAGCUCUUAUCUUUUGUUUGUCCAUUCUUCAUUUAUUAUGGUACCGGGGUAGUUGUAGUGCUCUUUCUACAAGGGUUUGGUUGAAGUAGAGUUGACAUAAGGUUUGUUCCAACUCGUCACAAUCACCGUUCUUGAACGGUAUUUAUAACGGGUUGGAACAAACCUCUGUGUUAUCUUUUAGGUUUAUGGUUUAUAUUGAGUACAUAUUGUGGACUGUAGAUACUAUUGUGUCAUCUGCAUAUCUGAUAUUGUUUAGUCGGUAUGCGUUUCGUAGAAUACCUUUUUCAAUUUCGUGAAAAGCUUCGAUAAAUAUUCUUUCAGAAUAGAGUUCGAAGAUUGGAGGAGACAAAAUACAGCCUUGCCUCACUCCAUGCGUGAUUUUCACAUAUUCGGUGUGUUACAUCUAGUCUGGAAUUUGCAGUCUGAUUCCAGUAAAGGUUUCCAAGGAAUGUUUUUGAACAAAGUAGGUAUGUAGAUACCUGUUAUGAUAAAUUUUUAAUAUCGUAGUUGAUUUUUUAACUUCUUGUGUAUCAAGAACAACAAAACGUAUCACACAUGUUUAUAGGAACUUUUAGUCUUAAAGCUGAAUCUUCCUCAACAAUAUUUCACAUUUGGAAACACCCUCUAUUUUAUAACAAUGGUGCCCUCAAAUCAAAGUCGGUCCUGGACGACAGCUUGGAAAGCCUGUCCUCUGCUGUGUUGAGACCAGCGCCUACUUGCGCACUUUCUUCGAAACAAUGUUAAUAUGGCGGAAUAUAUUAAUAACAUGUCAAGUAGUCGGCGUUUUAUGUAAAAGUUGAAAUUUCUAUCAAAAUAAACAAAUUUCGACUACUAUUAGCCUUUUAGUUUAGUGUUUAAUUAAAAAAUUAGUUUAAUAAAAUGGAGGAGAGCGAAAAAACGGAAGAAUCGUGCCGAUUGUGCGACGAAACAGCAGAGAAAAUGUUAAGCAUCUUCGAUAAAAAUGAAGAAGGCAUUGAAAUUCUUCAAGUGAUAAAAGAUUGCCUGCCCAUCGUCAUUUAUAGAACUGAUCCAUUAUCAAAGCAAAUAUGUGAAAGUUGCUCUGAGACCCUUAAUUCCCUGAGCAGUUUUAAGAAAAACUGCGAGGAAAUUUCGCAGAAGCAAAAGGAAAAACUUAAAGAAGACCCAGAUAAUAAAUAUGAGGAGUUUUUGACAUGUGGAGAAGAAAAGGUAAAGGAGCAAAAGGAAAAACUUAAAGAAGACCCAGCUAAUAAAUAUGAUCCACUUUUGACAUGUAAAGAAGAAAAGCCAGAAAAACCCAUCCCCUUUCGGGAGGAGGGGGAGAAACCCAUCCCCUUUCAGGAGGAGGAAUCUUCAGAGCUUAAGGAUAGAAGCACUUCCACAGAUGAUCUUAAUAUAUUUUGCAACAAUUGUAAGCAAACGAUCUUGGAGAGUAAUACAAUUAAUGGGGAACUAGAGUUGGCCAUAGCUGAAUCAAUGGCCAAAAACAAAGUGAAGACUGAGAAUCCUGAGAAGUCACUUAGAAGAAGAAAGGUAGUUCCUUUUUAUCAUGAAUUAGAUGACUCUUUGUGUAGCAGUUUGACUGAGUUUACACAUAACACUGAAGGUUCACAAAUGUAUGAAGAAGAGAACAGUGAUCUUGAUGGUUCUGAUGAUUCUCUUGAAGAACUCAGGCCAAGAAAACGAAGGAGGAUAAUAGAAUCAGACGAAGAAAGUGAUAAUGCAGAAAAAAAUGAAAGAUCUAAUGGAAUUAGAAUUAGAGGUUUUGAGCGUGAGGAAAAGCCAGUCAUGCCGGAGGAACCAGAAGAAGAAGAGAUGGACGAAAGUACUUUAAUUGAUAAAUAUAUGGAAGAAGAAGAACAUAGGUACUAUCCAAUGUCCUUGCUAAGACUUGCCUUAGAUGUAAUCAAUAAAACCAAUGUUCCCGACUAUGAACCAUAUGACUUCUAUCGAGAGACAAUAGUACCACAGUGCAAACAUUGUCAUCAGCAAUUCCGCAACUGCAAAGUGCUCUCCAUUCAUGAGCAGAAACACAUUGACAUUGAGGUAGGCGAAAAGAUAGACAACCCUAUUCCAUGGCCAGAAUCUAGAGAAGACGCAGAAGUAAGAAACAAGUGGUUGAAUUACUUUGAUGAAAAUGGCUAUGAAGAAGAUGAUAUAGUUAUGGAUGUAAUGGACAGUGACCUGCUGAUUCCUAUUGAAGAAAAAAAUCGAGAUUCCAGUGGUAUGAAACUGACUGGAGAUGAGAAGAUUACUCUAGUCGGUACUCAGCCCAUGGUCAAUGAGGUCUAUUUAGGAGAUUUUUCUAAAGAUGAUAGGAAAUUGCUGUACCAAUCAAUGAGAAUUCAAGGAGUGAAUAAAAAAUUCUGCCCUCUUUGCAGGUACACCUUCAAAGACAACUGGGCAAUAGAGAGCCACUACUUUUCUUUAGCCUGCUAUUAUACGUGUCGCUAUUGCGGUAUGCGCUUCAAUAAACAAAGGCAUAAAUUCAAGGAACAUUGUGAAGAACAUGAAACCAAAAAAGACGAGAUUUCAGAAAAAAUAUUUGCUGCUAGUAAACUAAGUAACAUUAUACCUAAGGUAAUCCAUCCUCCAAAACCAAGAAGGAUAGUAGUCACCCAACAUAAUCCACCUCCAGAAAUGAUAGCGGCCAAUAAUCAAUUCUUUAGUGGACCUAAUCAACAUCCAAAUAAUUUCAGUCCUUACCUACAAGGUGCUGCUCAGCCUAAAAGAAGCUUUAUGGAACGAAAAACUCUACAACCCAAUUUACAAAUCAAAGAGGAACCGCAGGAUAAUAUGAAGGAGUUCCAAACCUCACAGUCAAAGACCGGCAACCAGGCGUACUUUUGUCGUAAAUGCUACAAGGUAUUUUUCAAAUUGGACGAAUUUAACGUCCAUAGCAAGAAUUGUGAUUUUAGCCAGUUUCCUGCUGCGCGAAAUGCUACUGGUACUCCUCCUGCUAAGAACUUUCCAGCUAAGAAUGGUGAUGUUUCGCCUGCCGGUCGACCUGUUAGGAAUUGUGCCAAGGAAAUUGGUCCAUAUAAGGAUGACGUAUAUCUACCAGAUCAUAUCCUAAAAGAUCCCAAACCUUCAUCACAACAGCAAACAUUCGUUUGCUUUAUCUGCAACACUCCCUUUCCUACGAUUUACUCCCGUAAUAGUCACAUGCGUAUCCAUAAAGGAGAGACGCAAGCUCCUCCUUAUCCACCACCUAAUCGCCCUCGUUUCCCCCCUCCCCCUAAUCAUCAAAUGGGUCAAAUAAAUUACCGCCCGCCUAUGCAACAGUUUCCUCCACCGCCUAUGGACACUGUUAUCAAACAAGAACCAAUGGAUCCUUCGACGAUGGAACCCAUGGUUGAGAUUCAUGAACAAGCCGGUGGAGUGGAUCAAAACUUUCCAGAUUAUUCUUCUUUUUCAGAUACGUUGGGAGAUGGCGCAGUCAGUAUUACACCUAUUAGCAAGAAACCCGCCCAGAGACCGCCACAGAUAAACCCUAAUGUUAUGAAAAUUGUUCAAAACAAUCCGCAGCUUUCGAUUAAAAAGUCGGAUAAAUUGCAGCCGAUGCCUCCGAUGGCUGCUGGUACCAGCCAGUUUCAACAAAUGGGCGGAGUUAACCUACCCGACCCUGAUAGGUCAUACAAAUGUUCAUCCUGUUGGGAAGCCUUCGCUAACAAGUCACACCUAUAUUUCCAUAAGAAAAACCAAUGUGAAGGAUCACGGUUACCGUGUCCAUUUUGUAAAAAACGCUUCGGAACAGAAGCAGAGUAUAGUUCACAUAUAUAUUAUAGUCACCCCGAAUAAUGUUAAGUUUUAGUCCCUUGUCCACGAAGUUAAAACAAGGGUUUCUAGUAUUUUUCUGAUGUGUGGUUGCUGUCGUAUUAUAUAUAAAAAUUAACGGCUUGGCAAUUUUUUUUCUUUUUUUUUUUCGUAUAAAAGGGUAAUUUCUGGUCGUUUAAUGUUCCUAAUCUGCUUGAUCAGAAAAAAGUUAGGAAUUUAAAAAGUAGACAGUUGCAUCGCAACCUCAUACCAGAAAAAUGUGUGAAAUCGUUAGAGAAACCAAUUAUUUAUAACUGCCUGAAAAACGUAUCAUAGAACGUUUGAACACUGCCAAAACCUAUAUUAAUAUAAUUAAUUAAGAUAAGGGGCGGUAAGUAUGAAACAAAUUUAAGUUUAUUUUACAAUUAGUGCUGGCAUUAUGUGAAAAAAUAUUUGAAUUUUGUCAAAUGAAAUGUUACGCACUUUCUCCAACGAAAUAGGGCAAGAGCAUACAUAGUCUGCAUCAUGCUGUUGCUUUGUAUUAAUCUUAAAUGCCGACCAUAGAACCAAAGAACAUAUUACCAGUUCUUUAUAUAAAAUAAAUAUAGUUUUAAAAUAAACCUUCAGAUAAAACUAACGAACUAUUUUAGAGAGUUGUCGGAUACUUGAUGGAAAAUCAUGUUCAACAAUAAACCAAAACAAUUUUUUAAUUUCCACAGAAUACAACAAUCUGCAACUUUCUCCGUGUGGCUUUAUCCAUUUUUAAACCUUCUCGUCUGACCUAUGUAUUAGGGUGGUUCGAAAAAAACUUUUUUUUUUUAUUUCAGAUCGCUAUAGUGCGCAAAAGUUGCCAUUGGUAUUAGUGAUGUAACGAAUAUUCGUAUUCGCAUUCGCGAAUAUUCGCAUGUUUUAGCAUAUUCGCAUCCGCAUUCGCGAAAUUUGUGCGAAUGUUUUGCGAAUAUGAAAACCAGAAAACAAAAUAAUUUUAAGAUAAUAUUAGGUUAAUAAAAUCAAAAUCUAUUCAUUUCUCAUCUUUUUUUAUGAAGAAAAGGUAACUUAACCUCAAACAUGCAGCUACUCUCAAAUGGAAAUAUGCAGGACACAACAGCAGACAAAGAGACGGAAGAUGGAAUGAAACGAUAACUCACUGGAGACCUUGGAACUAAAAAAGAGGAAGGGCAGACCACAGACGAGAUGGUCGAAUGACCUAAAGAGAUAUGCAGGGACCAGAUCGACAGCAUUAGCACUGAACUGAGAAGAUAGAACUUAAUAUAAGAUAUAUUAAUAUUAUCCUCGACAGCGUAAGGUACAAGAGGACGGCUUAAGUAAGUAAGUAAGUAUUAAUAUUAUAUGAUAAUGUAUAAUCUAAAAUAAGGGGGAGGCCUACGUCCAACUUUGGACAAAUGAAGGGCAAUAGAUAGAUAGAACUUAACCUUGUAUAAUCACAUUAUCAGCCUUCACUUUUUUUAUUAUUUGGUAUUAUGUAAUAAAGCUUAAGAUUCAGAAUAAUUUACACUAAAUAUCAAUUAACUUUUCAUUAAAAAUUUAGGAAACAUUACAAAAAUAAAAACAAAUUAUUAAAACAAACUGGACAUUCGCAUCCGCAUUCGCGAAUGCCAGUAGAAGAUAUUCGUAUUCGUAUUCGCGAAUGUUAAAAAAAUGACAUUCAUUACAUCACUAAUUGGUAUAGACUUGAAAAAUGCACUAAUUAUUAUUUUUUUAUUAAUUUGUCUUCCGGUCGCACAAUGCCAUCGAAGUUAGCAAAAAUUGUGAAAAACCUUAAUUUUUCAUAUUUUUUUUUAAACAGGCCAGAUGGUUUUAAUUGCGUUCCUAUACCAUGAAUUAACUACUAAAAGUAUGUAAAAUCAAUAUAAGUGCACUUAUUAUACAUUUGUUUCAUAUCUUCCGGUCGCGCAACAUAAUACAAAAUGAGUAAAAUUAGUAGUUUUUGCAAAAUUGCAAAGUUUGACUGUUUGAUACAAUUUAAUCAUACGACUUUUAGAGAUGCUUUAGUUUAAUUCAAUUAUAAUAACAUAUUUAAAAUCCAAGCAUAUAAGAUAAAUUUUGAUAUUGAAGUGGAAUUCGGUCGUGCAGCUUCGUCAAAAAACAGCAGACUACCGAGAGGCGAAGCGAAAGUGACAAAUGCCAGCGAAGCGCGCUCAGUCACAAAUAAAGAUACAUGUGGGAAUACCUCUACAAUGGAGUAUUUGUCUUCUCCAUUACAACGAGCUGCCAUUCCACCAAUUUUUUCAACACUUAGAUGAAAAUACAACAGGACCAAUAGGAUAUUCCGGAUCAAUUGGAAAGGCCCUACCUGAUACCCCUUAUUGAUUUUAAUCCUAUUCAUUGUGAGAUUCCAAAAGUUGACGAACGUAUUCUUAGCAAUCACCAAUAAUUGUGCUUCCUUGAGAUAUCAGAAGUCAACAAGUCAGAACAUUGUUCAGAAGACUUUGUAGUGGGUACGUGAUCCUAGCCCAACGUCACAUUCAAGAUGGCUUACUACUGCAAACUGAGUUUUGCGUUUCUACAUCAGUGUGUCCAAACCUUCUGAAAAUCUGAGAGAGAUUGUCACAUUCAUUCUCAAAUGUUAUAAUAUGCCUAUGUGCUUUGCCACAAAAAUAAACCACAAAUCCACAGAUGGGACUAGACAUGAUUACAAAAUCAUUGAAUCUUCAAGGUACUUACCAGAAGAGCUUCUUCAAGUUGUUGAUCCCAUUUUACAACGGAAUGCUUACUUUGCCCAUCCCGAAAAUUUACUUUUGGCUAUGGUAACUGAUGAAAGAAACCAUAUCCGAGAGGUGGGCUUUAGGCAUAACAUGAAGGAAAAGCAAGCAACAUCUGAAAGUGACUCUUAUCAGAAUCUUUAAACCACCAAACUUAAACUGUGAAGCUAAAUAGUAUUACGAAAUUAUCAAAUGGAACACCAGUACACUGACUCCUCUCCACUGAUAAGAACAGUGACUAAUGAAGAGAUAAAACAGUAUGUGAGCAAUGACUUCAAGCCUGUUAUGAGUAUAGAUACUUUCCCAUGCCAUACACAGGCAGUUGAAAGAUGCGUUAAGCUAGUGACUGAAGCUUCAAGUGAAGUGUGUGGACACAGUUCCAGAGACGGCUAUAUUAGAACCACAUUAUGGCACCGCUCAGCGAUGCUCAACUUUGACAUUGGGCCAGGAUCACGUACUACAAAGUCUUCUGAACAAUGUCCUAACUCGACGACUUCUGAUAUCUCAAGCAAGUACAAUCGGUCCUUGCUAUGAAUACGCUUUUCAACUUUUUGAAUCUCACAAUCGAUAAGAUUAAAAUCAACAACAACUGGGUAGUCUUUCACAAUCAGGUAGGGCCUUUCCAAUCGGUCCGUAUAUCCUAUUGUGCCUGUUGUAUUUCCAUAUAAGUGUUGGAAAAGGUGGCAGAAUGGCAGUUCGUUGUAAUGGAGAAGACAAAUACUCCAUUGUAGAGGUAUUCCCACAUGUAUCUCUAUUUGUGGCUGCGCGCGCUUCGCUGGCAUUCGUCACUUUCUCUUAGCCUCUCGGUAGUCUGCUAUUUUUGACGAAGCUGCACGACCGAAUUCCACUUGAAUAUCAAAAUUUAUCUUAUAUGCUUGGAUUGUAAAUAUAUUAUUGUAAUUGAAUUAAACUAUAGCGUCUCUAAAAGUCGUAUAAUUAAAUUGUACUAAACAGUCGAACUUUGAAAUUUUGCAAAAACUACUAAUUUUACUCACUUUGUAUUAUGUUGCGCGACCGAAAGAUAGGCAACCAAUGUAUAAUAAGUGCAUUUAUAUUGAUUUUACAUACUUUUAGUAGUUAAUUUAUGGUAUAGGAACGCAAUUAAAACCAUCUGGCCUGUUAAAAAAAAUAUGAAAAAUUAAGGUUUUUCACAAUUUUUGCUAACUUCGAUGGCAUUGCGCGACCGGAAGACAAAUUAAUAAAAAAAUAAUUAGUGCUUUUUUCAAGUCUAUACCAAUGGCAACUUUUGCGCACUAUAGCGAUCCGAAAUAAAAAAAAAGUUUUUUUCGAACCACCCUACUAUGUAUACCUUUGGCAUGUAUCACAAGUGAUCUUAUACACUCCUUCGGGAUUUCCUUCUCGUUUUUGAAAGAUACACAUUUAUUAUUUGCAGGAUUUACUUACAAAUGUAAUAUGUAAUGUCUAAUUUAAAUUUAUUCUGUCCUUUUUUAUGGGGUUAAAUCGUGGACCUUCAAUGAUGAUAUGUGCAUUUGAGAUGUAGGUAUAGGGGAAAAUAUUUAAAAUCCCAUGGACUGACCGCUGGGUUGGAAGAAAACAAUUGUCCUGGCUGCGUAAUAUUAGACAAUGGACAGGUCGAACGGUCGACAACGCUUGAAAACAAGCACGGCACACAAAGAAAGAAGAAGAAGGACUGACCAAGUCAAAAACCUGACCAAGUCAAGGUCCUCAGAAAAAUGAAGAGGAACCGGGAGGUAGUGACCACCAUCAAAUCUCGAAAGUUGCAAUACUUCGGACACAAGAACAUCCUAGUUAAAGAACCUCAGAACCUGGUUCAACACAACAUAUGUGCAGCGUUUAGGCCCGGCGCAAAUUGAACCUAAGCGAGACACAACCUGCACCGGCUAACUGCGUAGACAGUUCUGCGCAUCCUACUAUCAGUGCAUUCGUUCGCAGGUCUCGCUUGGGAACGUUUGUUAUCGGCGUACAGUUUUCUUGGGCCGUAGGACGCGUGACUCACCGUCAGAUGUUUAUUUUUACGUGUUUUUGUUUGCGAGAUGGAAGUAUCUGAAAUUAAUACGGAUGGUACCUAAGUACAAUUUAUUAUGAUAAAUAAAAGUAUUAGCUUAGUCAACACCCCAUAAAAGUAUUAGCUUUGUAAUUAAAUUCUAAUAACUUUUGGUAGACUAAAUAAGCGGCGAUACGAAAUUAAUAAUCAAAGUUGUGCCUUUACAAAAUCACAUUAUUAGAAAAAUAAGGUGAAAAAUGAUUCAUGUUACUUAAAACCGUGAUCGAUAAAAAUAUCGUAUUACCCUCAAAUUCAACUUGUCGGCAUAUUACAUUUUUAUUUAUUACGAAUUAAAAACGAAAUAUGCAGAUAGUGUUAUUUUUUAUGACCGAUCAGUAGCGAAGGGAUUAUGAAUUAUGACUUGCAGUAAUUGUAAAUGAUUGCGAUCCUGCAGUAAUUGUAAAUGGUUGUGAUCCGAGCAGUAAAUUGAGGAAUAUGAGUUAUGACCGAGCAGUAGGGGAGAGAUUAUUUUAGAUAUGUAGGUAUUAUGUGCAGAAAUAAAAUACUCAGUGUAAGAUAUCUUUUUAUGCACCAGCUUAUGAUUAAAUUCGAUGUUUUCGAAAAUCAUACCGCUACGACUACUAGGGACGUGUAAGAUAUUUUUAAAACGUUACUAGUUACAAGUACGGAAAUACCGAUUUUAAGUUGCCUACUCCAUUCAGUACAAGGAUCAGACACAUCAGUAUUUUGUAAUCAGUAUUUGUACUCAAUACCACUUAGAACCGGUAUCAAAAGUAACCGCUACAUAUCCGCACUGAUUCUGCCCGUCUCUAUUCGCCACGUCGAUGGCCAACGGUUAGGUUGGCUUGUGUUCAAUAUGCGGUGCGCUAGAAAAAUAAAUGCACGGGUCACCCGUCCCGCCGGCGCAGGUUGUGUCUCGCUUAGGUUCAAUUUGCGCCGGGCCUUAGUAGCGUUUGGUGCAGCGACGUGGUAUGCGUAGCAUACCACUCGCUAUCCACUCCACUUGUCAUAUGAAACAUUUAAAUAAUAUUUGAUACGUUACUUAUGUUUGGAGAUUGUUUAGUAGUGGGAAAGUCACGUGGUCGAUAAACCCCACCGAUUAGAAAGGUAUGCAAGGACUGCUCACUCACGUCUUUUUUCUGUGGCACUGGGGGAACAGUUUUAGAUUGCAUUUAUGUCUGUGUAUGAAAUGGAGCAGGUUCUAUUAAUUGCUUUUUAUUGCUAACCUAACCAAACCAAUUUCCUUUAAGUCAAAUGGAUGUGUACGGACAUUAAAAACAUAAUUAUCGGUUUAAAUCCAUUGCUUUAAUAAAAAUUAUGAAAUGCUAGUAUUCCGCAUUCAAUAUGAUAUAAACAAAUGUUUACACAUAUGUUUAAAGAAACACACCAAGAUAUAAUGAUCAUGGGAAUGGUGCAUAAUACUGUGUAUUGUGUAAUACCAAAAUUAACAAAUAUAUGUGUAAAAAUGUACGCGAUAUUUAGUGAAAUAUAAAUAAAUUACAACUUGACGACUAGCCAAAAAAAUCUGUUGCGUUUUCCACAGAUUUUACAAUAAGUAAACUUGCACAGAACCUUGGGAAACUGAAAACAAUACAUACACGUGCUCCGAAGUAGCACUUCUAUAUAUCCCCUUACCUUAAAAAAUCUAGAAAUUAUGUGCGGUAACACAGAUGUUAAAAGAAAUUUCCGAUUUUACUUUGUUAAAAAAAUAGCAAAGUAAAAUCAACGAGAGAAUUGAAAAACGUCAACUUUUUGACAGAUAACCAGAGCCGGACGUUAGAAUCUUAUUUAUGUAUUAUCGUAUUUAUUUAAUUUAUUAAUCAAAAGCACAAUGUUAACAUUAUGUCACAGCUCUAACCAAAGCACUUAGAGACCAAUUUUUUAAUUUAUUUUGAAACUAGAUGUAUUGUUUAGUCUCGCGUAGAUUUCUGUAAAGUUAGAGUGAAAGAAACGUUUAUUUUAAAUUUUUUUAAAACACUUACAAAAAAACCCAAGAAAGUUUAGAUUUUAUUUUUUAUUUUACUUGUUUUUGUACAUUUUUCAAUAAAACUUUACACGGGACUUGAUAUUAUCUAUCUACAACUACUGUAAAAAUAUGGACCUUCUAUCAUCUAACUCUAAGUUCUAUGACUUUCUAUUACUCAAAUUGCAUUUUUGAGGUUUUAUCAAAGUAGCAUCACCGCUAGAUUAAAUUUUCGGACUUUGGCUGUCCUUAAACCCAAACAAAAUUAUUAUGAUUGAAUAGAUAUCUUCAAUACAUUUCAAACGUGAUAUCACUUGCCAUAAGAUCCCAUUAAAAGUAUCAGUCACAGUGGCUCUGUAAUGUCAUCUAUGACUAUUACGUCACCUGUGACGACAAAGUGACACAAUUUAUAUUUAAAGUUAGAUCAUUAAAAAGUAUAGAUCUGUUAACCAGAAAAUAUUAUAUUCUAUACUGCAAAGCCACUUUUAAUAAACAAUAUUUCGUAAAUUUUUCGUUAUUUUAUCUGUAUAGUGUCACAACUCAAAAAAAAUAUUUUUAGCAGAACUAAUACACUAUUUUGUAGAGCUUCAAAAAGCUUUGUAACUGACUAAAAUAGUUAUUAUACUAAUUUUAACAGUUUUUGACUUAAACCCGGAAAAGUUCUAGCACAAAUUUUAACGUCGUUUUCUCGAUACUUUGGUUUUUUGACUUAUCACACUGUUUGAGCGGAGGUGCGAUGUGUUCAUUGAGCAUAUAAAGAAUUAGCGAAGAACAUUGUGAUUUUGGAUAAAUUUUUACUUAAUAUUUAUUUGAAAUAUGUAUAUAAAGAUUUUGAGCAGUGACCAAACGGUCAUGAUAAUCCCAAUUAAUUGGCAUCAUCUACAACAACAUUUACAACGUUAACAUUCAAUUAAUUUAAUUAUUUUUUAUUUAAAUUCCAAAAUUGUGUGUUUGAUAUUAUAAGAGUAUUUAUAAGAUAGAUUGUCGCAUCGAAUCUCGGGUGUAUAUCAUACGUCUGGAAAUUUAAUGAAGCCUUUUAAUAUUCACAGAUAAGACAAGUUUCGGUGGGUACCUAAAUGCGAUCCUAGCUAAUUCAAAAAAUACUGAAAAUCAAAGCUUUAUUUUGUCUUUUUUAACCCUUUGCAGUUGCUGUCAUGAUAUACAUGACGCCAUUAUAACUCUUAUAAAUUUACUUAAAUUUAAACAAUUUUGCACACAGGUAUCCUGGCAUGUCAGACAUGAAAAUCGUAAAACACGGAUUUAGUCGUUGACAUCUCUAGCAUGCCGUAAAUUUGAAUUCUUAUAAUUCGUUAACCAUUCAAUAGAUACAAAUUUUAACGUGAUGUUUGAAUUAUUUAAUAGAUUUCGGUUGAGAAUCACACAUUUUUAGAGAAGUGAUUAUGUGGAGUUCUGUUGAUUUUAUAAAGAAUAUAUACACUAGUCUAUAAUAAAGUCAAGUUUGCGUUCAAAAUAAGCUAAUAAAAUUUAAGAAUAAAUUGUAUAAAAACAUGAACUUUAUUUGAACCAAAUGAGAGUUUAAUUAACACAUCAUUCCAGUUUAAAUUCUACUCUAGCUUGUUUAACAUGUUUUGUUCAGUUUUACCAAAUACGAAUACAUACUUUAGAAUAAAUAUAAAAAAGAGCUGUUUUACAUAAUGUUUUUAAUAAUCUUUAAUCUUUAUAUCUAUCUUUAAUAAUCUUUGUUUUUAAACCAAGAGGAGUCAAAACUAAAAAGACAGAUUCAAACCUAAGAAAGUCACUAAAAAUGUCACCACUUACAUCUUCUUUUUUUGUUGAUCAUAUCGGCCUUCGACGGUAAUCGAUAAAUAUUAUAUUAUACUAAUAUAUCGCUAAAGAGUUCUAAAAACAACUGUUUUUUUUUAUAUAAAAACAGACUAAAAAUCUAAAAAUUAAAGGAAUACCGCAGAAAAUACAAAAAAGCUGAUAUAACUUGAUUAACCUAUGAAAUUCCAAUAGUGUCAAAAUUGUAUAAAUGUCAUUAGUGCCAAAAUUUGAUAACAGUGGAGUAAAGUUGCCUGAGGUUGGACCAAUUACAAAAAAUUUGAAUUACUCUUCUUGGUUUAAAAACAGACUAUAGAAAUAUUAGAUUGAUUAAACGGCAACGAUGACCUCAGUGCACUUUCAUCUGUCAGACAAUCAGGCCUAUUCUGUAACUACAAAUCGAAGUGAGUAAAAUUGAAUAGAGGUCAGCAAGUCGGAUCGAAAUUUGUAGGAAUUGGUAUUCUGUAACUCAUCUCGACUUCUACUAUGCGAACGUUGAGUAGAGAUUGAUUUCGACUAGACAAGCUCUGUCGAGAUCACAUUUCGACUUCGUAAUUGGUCUUGACGCUUGCGCAUUGGCAUUAUUAUUGUUGUUUUGACGUUUAUUUGUUAAAUUAAUUAACGAUUUUAGUCUGUGUUGUUAUUUAUUUAGAAAAUUGUAUAUUUAAUUUUAUAUACUAGUAAUUAUGCUCAUCAACGUUAUUAGAAAUCAGUAAACAUUUUAAAAAUUGCUACUCUAAUUAAUUUACUAGUAGAAUGUGUAGAUUUGAACGUAUCUACUGUGUUUCAAACGAAAAACCAAAAUUUUUCUUUGUAAAAAACUUACUUUUACCGUGCUAUUUUAUGUUUAGAGAUAAAGUCGACUAUGUAAUUUAAAUGCUCAGCAGAUGGUUUUUCUUUGGUGUUUGUGUUCCCCAUCGGUGUUCCGCUUGACAUUUUUUUAUUCUUAUGAAGAAUUUGUCAACCUUAACCAAAACAAACCAAAAUUUCUUCGCACAGAACACUUACUUCGUUCUGCAGUGCGGUGUUGCCACUUCCUCCUGAGCGCGUCAAAUAGAAGUUUGCGUUUUCAGUGUACACUGAUUACGAUGUGAGUUACAGAAUGGCAAUCCAAAACACGAAAACGACGCGAUAGAUAUUCAACAUUCCGAUUUCGGGUAAUUUUGAUUCGACUUUUUCAUUUCUAUUCCAUUUGUUAAAAGUUACAGAAUGGAGUUGAAUUACACGUAGUUCAGUAGGCAUGUUACAUGCCAACGACUUGUAUGACACUUUACUCGUCAUCGCGUUCGACCUGCAAAGGAUUAAAGAAAGAAAAGAACAAUAUAUUUAAUAAACGCAUUCUUCUCAAUAUGUUUAUAUACAAAAACAUUUUUAUUAAAAUGCUACUUGUUUAAUAUGAUUAAUUUCAGUAUCUUCCAUUUUAUGAUAUUAAUGUUUUUUGUUUUUAAAACUUUGAUCUUUUCUCAGAUUGGAAAGAUAAUAUUAAUUUUGCAAACUAAUAUAAAUCACCAGCAGUAUUAUGGGUUUAGAUCGUCACACAGUGGUCCAAAAACCCGAAAAAAUGGCCAAAAUAUGAAAGCGUUUUUUGAUUUGCAUGAAAUUAGGCAUCCAGGGGUUUUUGAGUUCGCUAAUUACGAAUCUGAAGUCUAAACUGCAAAAAACAAAAUGGCGGAUUUGUGUAUUUUAAAUAUAUUUAAUACCGUCGAAAUUUGAUAUCCGGGGGUUUUUGAGGUUGCUGAUUACGAAUCUGAAAUCGAAAUUUCAAAAGACAAAAUGGCGGAUGCAAUCCGUUAAUUUUUUAUUCCAACGAUAAAUUUUAAUUUUUAAUCAUAUGAAAGUCAAAACUAAUGUUUACUUUAUUUUUCAACAAUACUGUACCUGGCCCUUUUAUCUACGAUUUUACACUACGAUACUGAAAAAACUAAAGAUCUACAGUCAUAACAACUACCUGAAUGUCGCAGCAUGAUCUGUUUAUUCUGCGUUGUUAACGAUUCAUAUUGAAACUCAUAGGCUAUCAUUUGGCUAUCUGAAAAUUUAAUUUUUUCAAAAUGUAUACUUUUUUAUUACCUAACUUCAACUUAAAAUCUACUAAAUAUAACACAUACAAAUAUUUGGAUAUUAUCGGCUUUUAUUAAAAAUGGCUCCGCGAAUAACCUCCAUUUUGCAGAAUUGAAUUUGCGCACUUCGUUUUCGAGAUACACGCACAAGACUGUGUGUAUAAAAUAUUCGUUAUUCUUAACUGCGGGUAUGUUCCGUACGAAGGUCAACUUUGAACUGAACUGGAAAUUCGGAUAUAGGAGAUAUAGCUCUAGAGUUGUCAAAACUGAAUAGGGAAUUUAAUUCUCUUUUAGAAAAUGUAAUUAUAUUCCCGAAACGUCGAUUUUUUUUUACUUUUGGCCAGCUUUUCGGGAUUUUGGACCAUUGUGCUUAGUGAGAUAGGAUAGUUAUACCCUACUGUUGAUUACUGAUAACUCAUCGUUGCUCUAUCGUCGAGCAACCAUGAGUAACUUACUCGUCAAUAGUAAUACUUGCUCAGUACGAAAGAAACCGCAGGUUCGGACAUUUGGUUGACGCCGUUACUCGAGCGAGUAAUGGUGCGAAUCUGUGGGAUUAUGCCUGAACGUCUCUAAGGCAAAGGUGGCAACCAUAGUUGCGUUCGCGGGUACCUGAAAUUGUCAGAAAAUUGGAUAAAUUGUCAGAACACGCAUGCGCACUUUAAAAUAAUAUAAAUAAUAUCGUUAAUAGAUAAAUAUACGCGGUAUAUUUACCUAGUAUAAUUUAAUAAUUAGUUUAAUUUUUAAUUAAAAGUAAAUAUACCUUGUAUAUGUAUCUAUUAACGGUAUUAUUUAUAUUAAGUGAGGUUAGAAAUUGUCGGCGACAAUUUGUCAACUGUACCCGUGAACGCACCUAAUAUCUCUUGGAGUUCCGAGAGCCGAACGGCUCAAAGCGAUGUAACUUUCAUUAAGUUAUAACGAAAGAAGUGCUUAUUUAAUAGUUUGAAAAAUUUAUUUAAACGAUCUGAGAAAAAAUCUUAUGUUUAACUCGGCAACAAAUCAGAUUUGGCUACCUAGGCACCCAAUAUAUUGUUGCCUAGUUAAAUAAAUUACCGUUUUGUCAUUUGGCAGCAAAUCGCUACAGUAUUAGGAUUUAAACGAAUAUUUUUAUCAGGAUUGAGGUUUUUAAAUUCAGCAUUGGAUUGCAACUUUUUCUCGUAAAAUAAUUUGAGUGAUGUCCAUGUAUUUUCAUUAUUUUUAGUUACAAUAUUCAAUCGGGAAAUUGUAACUCGAUGUGUUUAUUGAUAAGAUUCCCAUCCUUAUAGUCCUUGUGCCCGCCUUUAAAAAAAAUAUUACCUCCCUCAUAAGACCCUUUUUAUGCAGUUAUUCAUGUUGAGUCAGACAACUCUGCUAUAUCGGAAAUUUUUUCGGGAGGGGUCGUUUCGUAAAUAUAGAGGUUUUAUAGAAGUAAAAUCGAAUAGAAGUGGCCAAGUCGAAUAGGAAUAGGCAAAAUCGGUAUUCCAUAACUCCCUCGGAAUCUCUACAAUCGGAAUAGUGAAUAGAAAUGACUUCAACAUUUACCCUGUCGAACUUAGAUUUCGAUAAUCGGAAUUGUGCUAGACGCAAACGCAUUGUAUUUUGUUUUGACGUUUAUAUUUUAUAUCUACUAAAAAUAGUUUAUUACUACUUAUUUACAAUUAUUUACAGUCACAGUAUUUAUACCUUUUGUAUCUGCUUAAUUUUUUAGCCUGUGGUGUUAUUUACUUAGGAAAUUGUAUAUUUGAUUUAGUCAUGUUGUACGAGAAUCUAUGCAUUGAACCUAACCCCAUUUUCUCUGGCAGGGUAUCUGAAUAUGAAUGCUGAACGUUUGCCAGUUACAGUUUACAGUGUUGCCAUACUUUUUUGGUUUAUUUCUUGUACAAUUGCAAUCAAUGGCAUAAUCAUAAUGUACAAGAAUAUAUUGUACAAGACGGUUUAAAAUAUAAAGAUAGAUUUAUAGCGUUGAUUGACCGUUGAUUGAUUCGUUACACCAGUUUACAUGUACAUAUUUUUAUCAAUUAACGCUUAUAGAAAAGAAAAUAAUUAUAGAAAAGACGCCUUUUUUGGGAAAAGUAGUUUAUCAGUUAUUUUAGCUGGAAUCAAAUCUUAAUAUUGUAUAUUAUUAGUAAUAUUUUACAUCAUACAUCUUAUCAUCAUUUAUCUCUUUUAUCAGUUGAUCUACUUUUUUAUAACGAUUUUAAUUAACUUUGAUUUAAAACCAUUUAUUAUCUUGUGAGCUUUUUGCGUAGAAUAUUUACACUAAUAUUUUGUUGUUUACUUUUCAAAACUUUCCUUUUUUGUUAUUUGAAAACUAUUUUUUAAAUCAACUGUAUGUAAUGUGAUAGUAUGAAAAAUUGAAGAUAUGGCAACGGUGUCGUAUUUCAAAUUUAGAACCAGUAACAAGCAGGCCACAGAACACUAAUUUCGCUUGACAAUGCGGGGUUGUCACCCCCUCCUGACCACGUGAAAUAGAAAUUGCCGUUUUCGAUUUACCUUGAUUUCGAUGUGAGUUACAGAAUGCUAAUCCAAACACGAAAAUGACGCGGUAGAUAUCAAACAUUCCGAUUUCAGGUAAUUACGAUUCGACUUGGUCAUUUCUAUUCGAUUUGUUAAAAGUUACAGAAUAGGGCUGAAUAUUACCAGGUAAUUGUAAAUAUUUUUAUCCAACAAUCCUGUAAAAAUCAACUGUAAAGGUAUAAAUUCUAUGAAUCUUCGCGCAACCCCUCUCGAAAAUUUUUCGAAAUAGAAAAGUUGUCCGACUCGGCAUGAAUAACUGAAUAAAAAAAAAGUCUCAUGUGGGAGGUAAUAUAUUUUUUAAUUGUGGGCCCAAGGACUAUUAGAUUCAGUUCCAGCGUUAGGACUGGAUUAGAAGAUUGAUUAUUAUCGUUUUAUUUUAUCGUAUUUUUAGAAGUUGUAUUGUGCUAUAUCUUACAAUUUUUAGUCAAAAAAUCAUUACCAUUUCCUUCUUUAAAACCAAAUGUUAAAUCUCGGAGGAUAUGGAUAUGUUUCAUUUGACUUAUCUACAAUUAUUUUGACGCAUUUUGUAGGUACCACCGUAACUUUCAUUAAAAGUUUAAAGAAAUUAUUCCAUCAAACGUUCUUGGUUGUUAAUAUUAUGUACCGUAUUUUAUUUUUAUCGUAUUCCAUUAUUGCGUAAUUUUUCUAUUUGUUUUUUAUCACAUUGUCAUAAAGUAUCGAUCGUAUCUGUAUACCUAUUUUUCGUGAAAUUUUAUCUAUUUUGUAUAAUUAGUUAUCACCAGUAGUUUAUAUGUUUCAUUUUUGUAUAUACAAUGAAUAAUUCUGACGUAAAUAAACCAUAUAUUUAAUAAAG